AAAGGAACAAAAGAGGAAUUAUCUAAGAAAAGGAAAAUAUACAUAUACAAUUUUUCUAUUUAUUUGGGUAUCAACUUUAUUCUCUUAUGCUAUUUUCAUCAUAUGCGUCAUAAAAACAAAACAAAAAAUCAGCAGAAAACAUCAGUUUCAUAAUUUUUAAAAACAAAUUUUGUCCUAAAAAUAUAUAAAAUUUCGAAUAUUUUUAAGAGAAUUAUUCUAUAUCAUAAACAAAUUUAUUGUACAUCAUUCACCAACCGAUCUUGGAUGAAAAAGGCAAAAUUAGAGCAAAACCGCAGCAUUUGCACUGCCCACCUACCCCACCCACCCGGGGAUAGCAACUAUACCAAACCAAUGAACCCAUCGGUUUAACAUUGGUACAUGUUUUUCCAAAAAUCAGUCAGAUGAAUACCAAAAUGUCUUAAAAUAGUGGAGUAGCAGUGUAGCACAAAGUUACACAGUAAAUGAGAAGAAAUCUAUCAAUUUAACUCAAUCAGUAUCACACACUCGUAAUUCGAUUUAACGAGCCGAACCGGAUUUGUAGGAUCGGUCCUGUCUCAACAACUCUGUCUCUCGGUACUCCUAUUAAUUUUUUAGCUUUAAAUCUGGCUGUGUCAGGUUCUGGUGGGAAUUAUUAUUUCUGGUAAAGAAGCAAAAACAAUGAGGGAGGAAGCAAAGAUCUUCACACUUUCAGAAGUUUCAAAACACAACCACGCUAAUGACUGUUGGAUUGUCAUCAGUGGAAAGGUGUAUAAUGUGACGAAGUUCCUUGAAGACCAUCCUGGUGGGGAUGAAGUUCUCUUGUCUUCAACAGGGAAGGAUGCAACGGAUGAUUUUGAGGAUGUGGGACACAGCGAGAGCGCCAGAGAGAUGAUGGAACAGUACUACGUUGGAGAGAUUGAUCCAACGACAAUACCAAAGAAAACCAAAUACACACCUCCAAAACAGCCUCACUACAAUCAAGACAAGACCUCUGAGUUCAUAAUCAAGAUCCUCCAGUUCCUUGUACCCCUUGCCAUUCUCGGUUUAGCAGUUGGGAUUCGUAUUUACACAAAGGCAGCGUAGUCUUCUUCUUCUUUUUUUUUAGCAUUACUCCUACUUAUCAUCUUACAAAUAUAUAGAGAGAGAACAAGAUUUAAGUCUUCUGAGAAGACAAAUCUUGAAUUCUCUCUCUUCAUUAAUGUCUCUAUGUUUCCAAUCUCUUGUUGUUUGAAUGUUGUUCUGCGCUGUUAUCAAGUGUUAUGAUGGAAAUUGCAUAUGAACAGCAGUCUUGCAGUAAUGCAACUGAUAUUGAUGUAUAAUUCAUAUUACAAAAUAGAGUUAUGACUUUGAGGGAUA
Brassica rapa (field mustard) is the source of this 1335-nucleotide messenger RNA. RefSeq names its product cytochrome b5. Lineage: Eukaryota; Viridiplantae; Streptophyta; Magnoliopsida; Brassicales; Brassicaceae. Gene Ontology annotation, molecular function: heme binding. The record is from RefSeq and is a predicted model, not a curated record. Gene Ontology annotation, cellular component: membrane; endoplasmic reticulum.